UGCGCCCAUGCUGGCCUCUCAAACUUACAACCGCUAGAAAAACACUGCGUGGACUGGCUGUCCAGUUACCUCCUACUGCAGAGUUAACCCCAGGUUUUCUGCUCUCCGACCCCUACUCUACACCCACACAGCCAUGUCAUCCUGCAGCCGCGUGGCGCUGGUGACCGGGGCUAAUAAGGGCAUAGGCUUCGCCAUCACUCGUGACCUCUGUCGGAAGUUCUUGGGGGUCGUGGUGCUCACCGCGCGGGAUGAGGCAAGGGGCAAGGCUGCUGUGCAGCAGCUGCAGGCGGAGGGCCUGAGCCCGCGCUUCCACCAGCUGGACAUCGACGACCUGCAGAGCAUCCGCGCCCUGCGCGACUUUUUGCUCAAGGAAUACGGGGGACUGGACAUACUGGUCAACAAUGCGGGCAUUGCCUUCAAGAAUGCUGACCCAACCCCCUUCCACAUUCAAGCAGAAGUGACAUUGAAAACAAACUUUUUUGGUACCCAAGAUGUCUGCACUGAGCUGCUCCCUCUAAUGAAACCCGGAGGCAGAGUGGUGAACGUAUCGAGCAUGCUGAGUCUCAGGGCCCUGAAAAACUGCAGCCCAGAGCUACAGCAGAAGUUUCGAAGUGACACCAUCACAGAGGAGGAGCUGGUGGGGCUUAUGAACAAGUUUGUGGAGGACACAAAGAGAGGAGUGCAUGAGAAAGAAGGCUGGCCUAAUAGUGCUUAUGGGGUGAGCAAGAUUGGGGUGACAGUCCUGUCGAGAAUCCAUGCCCGGAAACUCAGUGAGCAGAGGAAAGGGGACAAGAUCCUCCUCAAUGCCUGUUGCCCUGGGUGGGUGAGAACAGACAUGGCGGGACCAGAAGCCCCCAAGAGUCCCGAAGAAGGAGCAGAGACCCCCGUGUACUUGGCCCUUCUGCCACCAGAUGCAGAGGGACCUCAUGGGCAGUUUGUUCAGGAAAAACAGGUUGAACAAUGGUGAGCUCAAUUCUCGCCUCUUCCCACAUCACCUCUCCCUCUCGUUGUAUCCUGUUAGUGAGGGCCAAGGUUCGUUGAUAAUAUACUAACACAAUAUACUAAUUUAAUACUCUUUAACUACUUGACUGACUGACCUUUGUAAUUCUGUGAAUUACUUUAUGAUUCCCUCUGUGAUACAGGAUGAGAAAAAGUUAAUUCUGGAAAAAAUAAAAAUAUCUGGCUUGUUCUUUAAGCAUAAUGAUUUGUAUAAUCUUGGGGUUCCUUUAUGUGUGUGAGCGUCUUGUCUAGGUGGAUGGACAGGUACUACGUGCAUAAAGUGCUCCUGGGGACCAGAAGAGGGCAGAGGCUCCCCUGGAGCUGGGGUUAAAGAUGGCUGAGGUCUCUUCAAGAGCAGCAAGUGCUCUCACCGCUGAGCCAUCUCUCCAGUCCUUACUUUGCAGCUUCUGCCCAUGCAAAAUCAGCUUCAUCUCUAGGGUAUAAUCAAAACCAAGCUCAGGGCCAACAGAAGGAAGAGCACAGCUGCAGUCAGUGGAGAUCUCAAGAGCCAGGUCAGAAUACAGGGGGCUCUGUGAUCCCCGCCGGCUGUAGCAGCCACACAGGUGUGUGCUGGGUGACAGCAGGACAAGCUGAAGAGCCUGAGUCAAGGAUGGUGUUUGAGUUGCAA
Molecule: messenger RNA, 1627 nt
Organism: Microtus ochrogaster (prairie vole)
Lineage: Eukaryota; Metazoa; Chordata; Mammalia; Rodentia; Cricetidae
Product: carbonyl reductase [NADPH] 1-like
Exons: 4
Coding region: 134-967 (277 amino acids)
Molecular function (GO): carbonyl reductase (NADPH) activity
Source: RefSeq, a predicted model, not a curated record